Molecule: messenger RNA, 4687 nt
Organism: Ictalurus furcatus (blue catfish)
Lineage: Eukaryota; Metazoa; Chordata; Actinopteri; Siluriformes; Ictaluridae
Gene: ppp1r3b
Product: protein phosphatase 1, regulatory subunit 3B
Exons: 2
Coding region: 1373-2239 (288 amino acids)
Biological process (GO): regulation of glycogen biosynthetic process
Cellular component (GO): protein phosphatase type 1 complex
Molecular function (GO): glycogen binding; protein phosphatase 1 binding
Source: RefSeq, a predicted model, not a curated record
UAUGAGGCAUGAUCAGUGAGCACCAUCUGUAGUGUUCACUGAUGAAAUGUUUUUAAUAAUAAUAAACAAUAUUUCGUUAAAAUGUUACUUAGUUAAGUUAUUUAUUUAUUUAUUUAUUUAUUUAUUAAUUUAUUUAGUUUGAAGAAACAAAUCUACAAAAGAACAAACCGAACUUCCGGUUUUCAUUUCACUAUGUUGAUGACAAAAGUCGUCACAUUUGAAAGUGAUGAAAACUUUUAUCUUUAAUUUUGCAGACAGUUUAGCUUUGGCUUGAUCUCAAAACUACAUGCUGUUUGAGUGAAGCUGAAGGAUAACAUUCAAGCUUAAUUUCUUUAACUAUUGAUUCAGUUUUUUAUUUUUAUUCAUUUUUUUAAAACCACAUAAUCGUAUUAGCGGUGCAUUUAUUUAUUUAUUUAUUUAUUUAUUUAUUUAUUUAGUAUGUAUUACACCUUCUGGUGUAGGUUAUUAGGCUUGUGGUUAUAAAAUCUGUCUUUGUCCAGUGUUACCUUCAGAAACUGACCUUAACGUGGACUUGAAAAUUAGCACCAAGGUCAUAGGGCAACAUUGUGAACUGCACUAAGUGGAAUUUAUUUAGAGUUAAUGUAACCUUUCCUUAACAAAUUAACAAACAAACUUGUUUGUAUGUUUAUAAGGGCUCUGUGCAUUUAUAUAUACAUACAGUUUAUAAAGUGUGUGUGUGUAUGUAUGUAUAACACAAAUUUGACUUAGGCUUUGUCUCAUCCUACUGCCUUUUUUUUUUUUUUUUUUUUUUUUUUUUACAUAAGUGACAUAAAGCUAAAUAUCUAAACAAUCCCAACUAGUUUAUACAAGCUUAUGAUUUAUUAGUAUACAUCAGAUAUUUAAUUCUGUCAUUUCAACCUGUUGAACAGUAUGAACAGCACAAGGUUUGUUUUUGUGUGUUUUUUGCCUGGUCUUUAAUCACAACCUACGACCCUGACAAGAGAUUUAUGGUGUUUCUGACCUUUUUAGUAAGACUUGUAUAGACAUGUGCAUCUUCAGCCUCAUUUGAGACCUUUUUUCUCUUUUAAAGAGCCUGGUUUUGUUUUAAAUUUCUAACACAGCACUGUUGAAUUCUCGAGUCAGGAGUUGUUGAUUCGUUUUCUAUGACAGCAGCUCUGAAAAUGGUGCAGCUGCAGAGAUAUAUAUAUAUAUAUACUAGUUCUAAAUACAUCAUCGUUGCUAUGGUAACAAGUUAUUUCGCAUGGACCUGUAUGGCGGACGCUAUGUAACCUGUAAUAAUUGUGAAUGUGUAAAAGUUUUCUGUAAGGAGAUGUAAAUGUAACAUUGAUGGAAGGAGUCUCCAGUGUCAGUGCUUUUGUAACAGGGGAAGCUUGUUUAGGACGGUUCCGUCAUGCCGGUCGACCUGGCGAUGCCGCUUUAUCUGUUGAGUGAUGACUUCCAGAGCAGGAUGUCUGGGAAGUGUAAGACACCUCUGCGUCCAUGUCUGCACACGCGUACGGUCACUCAGUUCGGCUUCCGCUCUCCUCUGCAGCAGCCCGAGUCUCUGGAGCGGGAACAUGGCAAGGCCAAAAAGCAGGUGUCCUUCGCCGACCACAAGGGCCUGGCCCUCGCCGUGGUGAAGAUUUUCUCCGAGUUCGAUGACCCCAUCGAUAUCCCGCUCAGCAUCCGGCAGCUUUUCACUUCGGCGCUCGAGGUCUCCGAGGAGGACGACAAGCUGGUGCUGGACUUCAAGCAGCCGAGCGCGGAUUACCUGCAGUUUCGUCAGCGGCUAGAGCGAGACUCGGUCUGCCUCGAGCACUGUGUCCUGAAGGACAGAGCCAUUGCGGGGACCGUCAAGGUCAAAAACCUGUCCUACGAAAAAGCAGUGAAGGUGCGCAUCACGUUCGACACGUGGAAGGGCCACACCGACGUCGACUGCCAGUAUGUCAGGGACACGUACCUGGGCUCUGAAUGGGACACCUUUUCGUUCGAGGUGAAUUUACCAGCCUGGGUGGAGCCACACGAGCGUGUCGAGUUCGCUGUGUUUUAUGUGGCCGAUGGGAACACGUACUGGGACAGCAACCAGGGCCAGAACUAUAAAAUCAUCCACUCUGCUCUGAAGAAGAAGAGCACGGGACACGACGCGAGCAUUGGACAUCAGCACGGCAGUGACCGGUACGCUUACUUUGACCGAUUCGGCAGCCCAAGGUGCUCGAACGGCAUUUUCCCCGAGUGGCCGAGCUACACCGGGUACGAGGACCUCGGCCCGUAUUACUGACUCGUGCGUCAUGUGACAUCCCAUCCAGCCUAGAUCUGUGAGGAAUACGAAACCAGGACAUGAGCUUUUACAUUAAAGGAAUAUUUUGUCCAAAAUAUUCAAUCUACACAGUGUUUCUUUUUUUUUUUUCCUUCCUAAUAAUGUAGUCAGUCAGUGAGGAUGCGUUUCCUGUUUGCUGUAAGUUUGCGUCUGUAGUUUUGAACCGGAACUAUGAGAUUUAAAAAAAAAAAAAAUGGAAGCAAAUGGCCACUUGAUUAGCAUCACGACACCUACACGCCUCUACUGCAUAUUUCUGACUGUAUGCCACAUGUUUUUAUUUUAUGAACCUGUCCUUAGACAGAAGACACGCACUUUGCACACCGCUAAACCGUUAUCCAUAAGCUUCCCUUUACUCUUAUCUACACUAACCUCAUAAACGCAAACGCCGAACAUGUCUCAACCGAUCCACUUCAUUUCAGGGGAAAAAUAUAAUAGUUUAUUUUGUUUACACCAACCGGUGCAAUAGCGAUCUGUAACAUCUGGAUAAACGAAUCCAUCCGUGUCCGACUUGAAACAUGUCUGUGAUUUCGAAUGGGACGGAGUUUAGUUUGCUGCUGCCUUUAACGAGCGCUUGAACAACACCGCGGACCGUUCAGUCACGCGUCCGCUGGAACGUGGGUCCACGUGUGCGCCGCUCUUUAAUAGAAAAGCGCACGCACGGGAUAAUGAAUUGAACGCAUUAGUUUCUCACACCGGAAGAUGUUUUGUAAAUCCCGACCUGUCAGUAAACACCAGCUUUUAUCUUCAACCAAAGAUCAGAACCGUCCGAAUGUAAAGAUAUGAUCGAUAAGGUUGUAAUGUUCAGAGUGUCUGUAAUUGGAAAGAAAGCCAUUUUUUUAUGUUCGUUUGUGUAAUCGAUUCGGUUUCUUAACAGAGCAGGAAUACAGAUGUUACUGACUUCUUAUACAAAGUGUUAUGUUAUGUUAUGUUAUGUUAUGUAAUGGAAAUGGACUCUUGGGUCUGUGUUGUGUAACGUGUUUAUUUAAUUCAAAAGAAAGCCAGUCAUCUUUAAGUGCAAAAUCUGAUUUUAAGCAUUAACCAACAGCAUCAUCCCUUUCAAGAAAAUAUUUCACUUUUACUGGGAUCUCGGAAGCAGUGUUUUUACACCACAGGUUUGUAUUUUAAUCAGGUUUUUGUUCCUUUAUUUGGGUGAAUGUUUGAUUUUUAUUAUUAUUUUUUUUUCCUCGUUUUUAUUUUUUGAGCACCUCACGUUGUGAAAUUUGUUUUUGUAAAUGGUUUUGGGAUGUUCCGUUAAUGCUUUUCUUUUCUUUUUUUUUUAUUUUAAAUUGUUUUAAUUCACUGCUGUUGAAUAAAGGAUUGUGUUUCUACAAUAAUUAAUUAAGUGCUCAUGAAGUCAUUUUCAAGGAUAUUUAAUGCAAAACAGUUAAACAUGAUCCAUAAGUAUAGUUGAUUUUGUCCAGACGAACAUGUCGUUGGAAUGUCCAGAUAUUUAUGGACGUUUUCUUUACAAAAUUAAGACCGUCAACCAUGUUACAAGCACUGGACAUGAAACGCCAUUCAUUUCCACCUUUUGAGUGUAUUAAAAAAAAUAUUAAAAAAAAGAAGGAAAAAGCAGAGGAUGUUUUCUUUACCACACACAAAACCAUCAGAUCUGAAGGGGUUAAAGUUUUUGGAGGAUACUCUGCAUGAGCUGAUGUGAUGGGGUCGCUUAUUUGGUUUGAAAGAGAUUACACAAAAUAUUUUUGCGGGGCGGCUGUGGAUCACGUGGUAGAGUGGGUUGUCCACUAAUCGUAGGGUUGGCGGUUCGAUUCCCGGCCCACUGAACCCCAAAGUUGCUCCCAGAGGCAAGUUAGCGCCUGUGUGAAUGGGUGAAUGAGACACGGUGUAAAGCGCUUUGGAUGAAAGCACGAUAUAAGUUUACCAUUUACCGUUUUUAAAUGACUGGCUUCCUUAAGAUUCAGCGUCAAACUAAAGAUGCAAAAUUCUUGAACGAUUCUUGUCUGAUUGAAUACAUUUAAGACAGCAGGAAAACUGUGUACACUUGUUUAAAGAUGAGAUCAUUAUUAUUAACCACGGUUGCUGCUGAAGUGUAGAUUCAACUUUUUAAUAUGUUCAUUAUAUUUAAAUAUUAUGGUGCACGGUGGCUUAGUGGUUAGCAUGUUCGCAUCACACCUCCAGGGUUGGAGGUUCGAUUCCCACCGUGCUGCGGGGGUUUCCUCCGGGUACUCCGGUUUCCUCCCCCAGUCCAAAGACAUGCGUGGUAGGCUGAUUGGCGUGUCCAAAGUGUCCGUAGUGUAUGAAUGGGUGUGUGAAUAUGUAUGACUGUGCCCUGCGAUGGAUUGGCACUCCAGAGCUCCAGAUUCUCCACGAUCCUGAACGAUAAGCGGUACAGAAGAUAUUUCGGUAUUAAAAGUAUUUAAAUAUGUUCGAUUAGCCCUCAGCCUAAAC